UCCGGGCCGAGCUGCGGAAGCGGAGCGCGAUGGCGCGGGCGGCGCAGUGCUUGUGAGCCUGAAUACAACCAAAGCAUGGAUAUGGGCAACCAACAUCCUUCCAUCACUCGGCUCCAGGAGAUCCAGAAGGAGGUCAAAGGGAUUGAGCAGCAGGUCCUGGGCUUCAGCGGCCUCCCAGAUGACAAGAACUAUAAGAAGCUGGAGCGGUUUCUCACGAAGCAGCUGUUUGAGAUCGACUCUGUGGACACAGAAGGGAAGGGUGACGUCCAGCAGGCACGCAAGAGGGCGGCACAGGAGACAGAGCGGCUCCUGAAGGAGUUGGAGCAGAAUGCCAACCACCCGCAUCGCCUGGAGAUCCAGAGCCUCUUCCGAGAAGCCCAGGACCUGGUGCGGGAGAAGAUAGUGCCCGUCUAUAGUGGCGGCCAGCAGGUGAGCGAGGAAUUUGAGGAGGGUCUCCAGGACAUCAUCUUGCGGCUGACUCACGUGAAGACUGGUGGGAAGGUGUCACUGCGCAAGGCCCGCUACCACACGCUGACCAAGAUCUGCGCCGUGCAGGAGAUCGUGGAGGACUGCACGCACCGCCAGCCCUCCCUGCCCCUCUCCGAGGACGCACACCCUGCUGUGGCCAAGAUCAACAGCGUCAUGUGUGAGGUGAACAAGGCCAGGGGCACACUGGUUGCCCUCCUCAUGGGUGUCAGCAGCACGGAGACCUGUCGCCACCUGUCGUGUGUGCUCUCGGGGCUGAUGGCUGACCUGGAUGCCCUGGACGUGUGUGGGAGGGUGGAGAUCCGGAACUACCGCCGAGAGGUGGUCGAGGACAUCAACAAGCUGCUGACCUACUUGGACCUGGAGGAAGCGGCUGACUCCACCCACGCCUUCGACCUGCGGCAGAACCACUCUAUCCUGAGAAUCGAGAAGGUGCUCAAGAGGAUGCGGGAGAUGCGGGAGGAGCUGCUCCACACCCAGAGCCCCCCUGAGCUCUCCCUGAGCUCCAAGACGGAGCUGCAGGGCCUGAUCGGGGAGCUGGACGCGGUGAGCGUGGAGAAGAACCCCUGUAUCCGCGAGGCGCGGCGCCGUGCGGUCAUCGAAGUGCAGACCCUCAUCACCUACAUUGACCUGCGCGAGGCGCUGGACCGGCGGCAGCGGCUGCCCGACGAGCAGCCUGAGCACCCGUCCCACCGGGCCGUGUGGGAGAUCCUGGGCCACCUGUCAGAGAUCCAGGGGGAGGUGCUGUCCUUCGAUGGCAACCGGACCGACAAGAGCUACAUCCGGCUGGAGGAGCUGCUCACCAAGCAGCUGCUGGCGCUGGACGCUGUGGACCCACAGGGCGAGGAGCGCUGCAAGGCCGCCCGGAAGCAGGCGGUGAAGCUGGCCCAGAACAUUCUCAGCUACCUGGACCUGAAGUCGGACGAGUGGGAGUACUAGCCCGGCAGUAUCCCGCUCCUGUUGCAGUUUGCACAUCCGUGUCCCCCGACAGCGUCCAGUUUGGGAGCCUUACCGUGCUUUCGACAUGGCCUAUGUUCAUCAGUAUUUAUGAUUUUGUUUUCAGCAAAUUAUAUUCAGCAACUCUGCUGUUUUCGAUGUUGCGAAAAAAAUUACUACAGCACAUGAACUUUUCCCUUGAAUCAUUACCUGUAUAUUGUAGCUUUUGUGGCUUAA
Messenger RNA from Suncus etruscus (white-toothed pygmy shrew), 1659 nucleotides. RefSeq names its product BAG cochaperone 5 (gene BAG5). Gene Ontology annotation, biological process: regulation of inclusion body assembly; protein stabilization; negative regulation of protein ubiquitination. Bases 76 to 1425 code for a protein of 449 amino acids. Gene Ontology annotation, molecular function: adenyl-nucleotide exchange factor activity; protein-folding chaperone binding. Lineage: Eukaryota; Metazoa; Chordata; Mammalia; Eulipotyphla; Soricidae. The transcript is spliced from 2 exons. The record is from RefSeq and is a predicted model, not a curated record. Gene Ontology annotation, cellular component: nucleus; cytoplasm; membrane.